Messenger RNA from Galeopterus variegatus (Sunda flying lemur), 2131 nucleotides. RefSeq names its product STE20/SPS1-related proline-alanine-rich protein kinase-like. The transcript has 9 exons. The record is from RefSeq and is a predicted model, not a curated record. Lineage: Eukaryota; Metazoa; Chordata; Mammalia; Dermoptera; Cynocephalidae. Gene Ontology annotation, molecular function: protein serine/threonine kinase activity; ATP binding. The coding region runs from base 1 to 690 and encodes 229 amino acids.
AUGCCCUUGAGAGGGAAAGAAAGUCGUUCUAAGGAGAUUGUGAAAUCCCUCGUCCUGGAAAAAGUUAAUGUGGCAGUGGAAGAAGCUGGCGGGUACUUUGGAAGGGAUUGGGCAUGCUGGAUUGAGACAUUCUACUCAAUUUUGGUAAGAAGAGUUCCUGGGUCAAGCGGUCACCUUCACAAAACCGAAGACGGUGACUGGGAGUGGAGUGACGAUGAGAUGGAUGAAAAAAGCGAAGAAGGGAAGGCAGCUUUUUCUCAAGAAAAGUCACGAAGAGUAAAAGAAGAAAAUCCAGAGAUUGCGGUGAAUGCCAGCAAUAUCCCUGAGCAAAUACAGUCUCUCUCUGUGCACGACUCUCAGGGCCAACCCAAUGCUAGUGAAGACUACAGAGAAGGUUCCUGUGCCGUGAACCUCGUUUUAAGAUUGAGAAACUCCAGAAAGGAACUCAAUGAUAUACGAUUUGAAUUUACUCCAGGAAGAGAUACGGCAGAUGGUGUAUCUCAGGAGCUCUUCUCUGCUGGCUUGGUUGAUGGUCAUGAUGUAGUUAUAGUGGCUGCUAACUUACAGAAGAUUGUAGAUGAUCCCAAAGCUUUAAAAACAUUGACAUUUAAGUUGGCUUCUGGCUGUGAUGGGUCAGAGAUUCCUGAUGAAGUGAAGCUGAUUGGGUUUGCUCAGUUGAGUGUCAGCUGAUGUAUGUCUCUUGAUGUCACCCUGAUCUGUCAUGCCCCCCAACUUCCCUCUCCCUGCCUACUUCCUCCCACCCCCCUCACUCCCAGAUCCCAGCAAAAUCAGAAGAUUGUGAAGAGUCUGGCUUCAAUGAAAUGGGAUAAAAAAUAAUUUUUUAAACUUAUAACACUCCGAGUUCUGCUUUAUUCUCUAGCAAUUCACAGUACGAGAACAAGCAAACACCACAGCUGCACGACUGUUGCUAAUUUUUCCAAAAGCUAUUUAAUAUUCUUAGCAAUCAAUUUGGAUAUCCCUUAAGUGAAAAGAAUCUGAAAUACACUCAGGUGGUCCUAUUUAUUGGCAACAAAAGGAAUUUUCUAUCAGAAGCCUAUUUCUUCUUUCAUUGUUAUUUCUGUUAUAAUACUUUAAUUGUACAUCUGACAAUACUGCCUCUUUUAUGUUGUAUUUAGAAAUUAAUAUACUUAUAAAAUUAAGAUUUAUUAGCCAAACUUGAAUUCUAGUUUUAAAACUGUGAAUUUUAUUUUCAUAUAUUUAUGCAUUAUACACCUUAGCUAUAAGAAAAAAAAGUUUUUGAUUAUAUGCUUCUUGCAGUUACUCUCUUAUUAUUUAAACAAAAGGUUUCAGGUCUAUCUUUGGAGUAUUUGUAACUUCUAAUUUUGAAAUGACUGAAUUUGGAACUUGGAUGCUUAUUCUCUUGGUUUGUUUGCCUAAAAACCAAUCCACAAUCUGAUUGUCUCCUGGGAGAGGGAGGUGCCUUGCAAACUUUCAUAUUAAGAAUGUGCCUGAGGCUGCUUUACUCUGGAAUAGUCUCAGAUCUAAAAUUUCCUCUAUAUAAAGUGGCAUAUGUAAGUUUUGCUUCACUGGAACGUUUAGGAUGCUAUAUAAAAUGUUGACAUUCUGUUAGAUUGCUAAUUAUAUAUCCAUCUCUGAUUUGGCUCUCCUUAAGUGAUAGGAUUUGUUAUUCUAAAGGUGAUAAACUUGAAAAUAUGAGAAUCUGAGUUUUACUUGAAAUUCUGCAGAAUACCCAAAUGGAGUGAAAAUAAUAGAAAGGGUUUUGUGCAAUGACUAAAAGGUAAAACGCUGUUAAGUUCCAAGAAUAAAUACUUUCAACCUAAGUAGCCCUCUGCUUGACUAUAUAUGGAACUAGCAAACCUUAGGAUUUUCAAAAUUGGAGUCUAAGCUUUCAGGGAGGUGGGCUCCCGGGAUGGUACCAUUGCUCUUUCCUAGCUAACCCUAGAUACGGCAGCUCUUUAAUGUACUUUAAAAAGCAAAUAUAUAUUACUAAGGAAAAAAGUUAUUUAUAAUUGCCUUGUCAUAAUUGUUAAGGUGUCCUAGAGCCAUUUGCAUACAAUUUAAUGUAAUUUCAUUCCAUUCUAUUGUUUACACAACGAUUACUCAAAGAUGACUGCAAAGGUAAAAGGAAAAUAAAAGUAUUGCACAAUGA